UAAUAAUCUACUUUAUGAGAUUCUAGAGGGGCAAAAUGCUUUUUGAUAUUUUGCGAUGACAUCCGUUCUACUUUACAACACUCGCUCGAAAUACUAGAAUUAUCUCAGUUUCCCAUUUUAUCUGCCAUCAUGUCGAUGGACUUGGAUUCCCCGAUGCCCAUGCAGCAGGUUGCAUACAAACCGCAGCAACAAACAGCAACGAUCCUAUGUUGUAACUGCGGUGCUCCUAUCGAUGGGACAACUUCUGCAGGCGCCCUUUGUGAAGAUUGUGUGAAGCUUACAGUUGACAUAUCACAAGGAAUACAGCGAGAAGCCACACUGCACUGUUGUAAGGACUGCGAACGUUGGCUACAGCCGCCUUCCCAGUGGAUAAGUGCUACCCUCGAGUCGAGGGAAUUACUUGCGCUAUGUCUCCGAAAACUGCGUGGUUUGGGCAAAGUUCGCAUUAUCGACGCCGGAUUCAUAUGGACAGAACCUCAUUCUAAACGAAUUAAGGUCAAAAUUACAGUUCAGCAAGAGGCCUUCGAAGGGACCAUUCUGCAGCAGACCUUUGAGGUAGAAUAUGUGGUGGCGUCUCAACAAUGCUCCGAGUGUGCCAAAUCGUAUACCCCUAAUACCUGGAGAGCGGCUGUGCAAGUCCGGCAAAAAGUCCCUCACAAACGAACGUUCUUGUACCUAGAACAGUUGAUUCUAAAACAUAACGCCCACAAGGAUACGAUUAACAUCAAGGAAGCCAAGGAUGGCCUGGACUUCUUUUUCUCACAACGAAACCACGCAGAGAAGAUGGUGGAUUUCUUAUCUUCUGUUGCUCCAACUCGAGUCAAGAAAUCGCAAGAGCUCAUUUCCAUGGACGUUCACACGUCGACCAAAUCUUACAAAAUCUCCUAUUCCGUUUACCUGGUACCUAUUUGCAAAGACGACCUGGUUGCCCUCCCCAUAUCGCUGGCCAAAUCCUUGGGUAACAUCCAUCCUCUUACUCUGUGUUAUCGUGUGGGAACUUCGAUUAGUUUGUUGGAUCCAGCUACCCUUCAAACGGCCGACAUCCCUUCCCCAAUAUACUGGAGAACUCCGUUCAAAGGCGUGGCAGAUGUCCAAGAACUUGUUGAAUUCAUUGUUAUGGAUAUCGAACCUGCUGGUCGAUCAGUUGGCCACUUCCAUCUCGCUGAAGUCACCGUCGCACGGGCGUCCGACCUCGGAGUGAACGACACUACUUAUUUCACUAGAACGCACCUUGGUGGCGUCCUUCAUGUCGGGGAUUCUGUGAAGGGUUAUCUGUUGUCGGGGUCAAAUUUCAACGACGCCAACUACGAGGCUUUGGAACAAAGCCAUACAUAUAGUUCUACGAUCCCCGACGUGAUUCUCGUGAGGAAGCACUAUCCCAGGAAGAAGAAGCCCAAGAGAAACUGGCGCCUCAAGCGUAUGAACCGCGAGGAAGAGGAGGCUGCCGCCUCAUCACGGAAACAAGAGAGAGAUCGUGCGGAGGAAGAUUUCGAGAUGUUCUUGCGGGAUGUCGAGGAGGAUAAGGAGUUGAGAAGCACCUUUGCGCUUUACAAAGCCAAAAAGGCGAAAGCUGAUGCUGAGCGUAUGGAUGGUGUCGAUAAAGAUGCGAUGAGUGUUGUGGAGGAAGAUGACGAGGAUGACGAUGAUGAUGGCAUCCCUAAGAUAAACAUGGAUGAGCUUCUUGACGAUUUUGAGGAAUUGAACGUGAACGGUUAAGACAGGUUUUGCCUGUUCUGCUUUUCUUUAUAGCCAUGACUAAUAUUUUGCAUUUAUGAUGGGGCCAUUGGCGUUACUAUGAGGGUAGAUGUGAUUUAAAAAAAUAUAUAUAUAUAAAGUAUUCAAGAAUCACGGAACUGUGGCAGUUUCUUUAUUUGGAUAAAGGGUUAACUGAUGUAGACGCAAACGAAUCUUGUCCUCGAGUGUAUAAAUAAUAUCUAUAAGCAUAAGAGAGAAUGACCACCCUUAGAAGAUCUUCCCCAACACCCUCUUCGCAUCCGCAUCCAAUGCCUUCUCCCCCCUAUCCCUCGCCUUCCCACUACCCAGCACCUCGUUCUGCCUAAACACCCUCCGAACAUCCAAACCAGCCUUGGCCUUAAAACCCUUCUCCUCCCCAGCCCCAACCCCAUCUACAUUCCCACCCGCAGCCUUUUCUCCUUCCACCACCUCCUUCCCCUUCCCCUUCGCCUUCUCCGCCCUCUUCCUCCGAAUCCCCUCAACAACCUUCCCCCUCUCCACCCCGGCCAAAAACGCCUUCUCCUCCCUCCUCGCCCGCGCAUCCUCAAUCCGCCUCCUCGCCUCCCUCUCCGCCCUCUCCCGCUGCACCUGCUCCAUCAAAUCCGCCCACUUAAACCCCCUCAGAUAUUUAAUGUUCCACACGUCGUCAUGGUACCAGCCGCCCUUCUUGCCGCCGACGAUGGUCGCAUUGAGGGUCUCGGCGCAUAUCUUCGCGGUGCGCUUGGAGGCAAAUUCGACCCAGCCGUCUGUGUAUGUGCGGCGGCGGUUGCUGCUUGCUCUUUUGCCGGUGGUGGUGGACGAGGAGGCGUUGGGUGGGACGUAGGGGGAGAGGAAGAUUUUUGUGAUGGGGCUGAAGCCGCGUUGGGUUAGGAGGGAUUUGAGAGCGGAGGGUUUGA
Molecule: messenger RNA, 2630 nt
Organism: Blastomyces dermatitidis ER-3
Lineage: Eukaryota; Fungi; Ascomycota; Eurotiomycetes; Onygenales; Ajellomycetaceae
Product: nonsense-mediated mRNA decay protein 3
Exons: 2
Coding region: 130-1716 (528 amino acids)
Biological process (GO): ribosomal large subunit export from nucleus
Cellular component (GO): nucleus; cytoplasm
Molecular function (GO): ribosomal large subunit binding
Source: RefSeq, a predicted model, not a curated record